Clunio marinus is the source of this 237-nucleotide messenger RNA. Lineage: Eukaryota; Metazoa; Arthropoda; Insecta; Diptera; Chironomidae. The record is from the annotation of a GenBank genome assembly.
AUGUUGCUUGAGAAAAUCCUUGGCUGUCAUGUGUUUGGAGCUUUACGAUAUCAAUUUACAUUUACAUCAUGUUAUAUUAAGGAGAGAAGGGUCAGAGGUCAUGAAAAGAUUACAAAAUUAUUAAUUACAAAACAAUACCAAAAAUACAAAGUCACAGAUAAAACAUUUGUCAUUCAACAAUUAGCACUAAAAGCUUUUGGACAUCAAAUAAGCGGCACUGACCAGCAAGUUAUGUGA